UCAUGAGAACUGGGGGUUCAAAUGGUUAAGAUUGAUCAGCAGCUUUUCCAAACCCGAAGUCAAGUCUAUGACCAAAUCACUUGGUACAGCGUUUCCAGAAGCGCUUAGCUUUACAACAAACGAAUUUUCCCUCACUGGAAGUUUAUGAUACACCCUCGAUUUGGAUUAUAUUUUCAAGAUGUUGCUCAUACAUUGAUGGACUGGCGUUCUGGUGUUGUUUUCUCGUGUCGUGGCUUUUGUAUUAAAAUACAAUUCUGUUCGGCAUCCUUGCCUUAAACAAGACACACUCCAAUUUGUGGCUGGAAUUUGCAGGCCUUUCGCAAAACUGGCGGCCUCCGAAGUAGAGAGUAUGAACUCAAAUAACAAACUAAAAAGGAAGAAGAAAACUCACGGGCCUGGCAAUCCGUCAAAGAGACAUAGGGAUCGCCUAAAUGCAGAGUUGGAUAACUUGGCUCGAUUGUUGCCCUUUCCCGAAGAAACCGUAACGAAGCUGGAUAAAAUCUCAAUUCUUCGACUAACAGUAAGCUAUCUUAGGGCGAAGAGUUUCUUCCAAGUAAAUGGUAAAAAUGGCCAGGAAGAGACCUGUGAAGAUCUUGUUAGAGAAUUUGAAGGCAAUGGUUUAUUUUCACAAUUAUCUCUUGAGGCUUUAGAUGGUUUCAUUGUCGUUAUUACACAAGAGGGACAACUUUUUUACGUGUCUGAAAAUGUUCGAGAUUUUCUUGGUUAUUCACAGGCAGCCGUUAUACACCAAAGCAUGUUCAAGUUCUUACAUAUAGACGAUCAAGACAUGGUUAAAUUAAAGUUAGCCUGGCCUAAUAAUAUUUCUAAAGAUACCAAGAUCGAUAAAGAAAUACCAAGACGACGAGACUCCACGUCUGGUAAACCUACUGAGAAUGGCAAAUCAGACCUCAGCGAACUCGAGAAACUCAAUCGGUCAUUUACCUGUCGAAUGAAGUGUACUUUGAAUCACGGUGGAGGCUUUUACAAGCUUUUCAGACUCAGCGGUCGCCUUCGCGCCAUCCAGACCCGAAAGCGAGACAAUGACGUCGUAGAAUACGGACUUUUCGCCAUCUGCUCCCCUGCUUACGACUCCAAUAAUGGUUCUUCUGGUUCGUCGGUUAAAAAAGAAGUCGCACUAGCAGCACAUAAGAGAUUAGAAAGAACUAACAGUGACCCACUGGGAAACAGGCGUAGUGUUUAUCCAAGUCAUAGUAUGAUGCGAACAGCUCACGUCGGACCGUUUCUCUACCCUAAUUCACGUCCUCCAUUGAGCCCCUUAGCCUCGCCUACUGCGUCAUCAGAUUCUGGCCAUCCUCCUGUAUCCAAUAACAUUAAACCCACUCUCUCUGAUCAGGAGAUGCAAAGUGACAUCAGUGAUCUGUCCAACUCCUCCAAGUCUAGUUUUGAGACCGAAUCUCGUGUGCAGGACCGUGUGUAUGGGGCAGCCAAUCAGAACAGGAUGCAUAAUAUGAUCCGAAAUGAACAGAAAACAAAACCAUCCCAAAUCGACACUGAUGAAUCUCCCAUGAGAAAGCGAUCCCGAAGCCUUGCUGAUGCUUCCGAAAUCCACCCGAGUGAGUACGAAGCCUUUCGGAAGAAUCAUCCGUUUGGCUUCGGAAACGCGAACCAUCUUCCGUCAAUAGCAGAAGUUAAGAAUGAAGGGAAAACCGAGACAGCGAAUGAAAAUGUCAAGGCAAACUCUGAAGACCAAAACACUAAGGAAGAUGGGUUGCUAAGGAGACCACUCGGUAACUUUGACAGCAGGCUGGAUGCUGCAAGAGGGCUCAUGAAUCUUGGCGGUAUGCAUCUACCUCUACCGUCUAUGUACCCAUUUCCAGAGUUUAUGUACCCUGAUGUGAUGUUCCCGCGUUUUGAUGGUUUGUCCAAUCCUCUUGAUGUUUCUCCUAUUCGCAACCCUUUUGAUGUGCACAACCCGUGUUGUCUUCCCCGCGAACAAUACAGUCAACUUGCCAUGCGCAGAUGGCUUAGUGCUUCGGAAAUGCUUCGGACAGCCAUGAAUCCUCUUCUGGCAGCACAGACAGCCAUGAUGUCGCCUGUGGAAAGAAUGCGCCUCUUUCAAAUGCAGUUUCCAUUUGGAUUCCCGUUUCCAGGACAUGCCCCCUUUGAAUUUCCAGGAGGUUUGAACGAGAGGCAUCUGGCUGAGCAAAGGCAAACUCCAAAUCGCGCUGAUGGGGAAAGCUCCUCGUUGCCUCACACAAAUCCGUUCAAGGAAAUCCCCGUUGGCGGUAGUAAACAAGAAGAUGAAAAACGUCCUUCUCCCAAAGGUUCUCCGACGUCAGGAAACACAAGUGACCAAGAACUUAAUGUAGUCAAGGUAGAGAAAGAAGAAAAUGAAGAGAAGACUUUCUGUGGGAAAGAAAACAGCGAUGAACCACAAGGUCCCGUCCGCAGCGACACCAAAACCACCAGCAAGAGCCACUGCCCUGUGGAUCAGAACAACGAGAUGAACGACUCCAAUUCUCAAUUUCGGGUCAACUUCAAAGGCAUUCAAGCCGAGUUUAGCAAUCGUCUGGAAAGCCUUGAUAGGUCAUUCACUGAGUCAUUAGGAGGCUUUGGUCCUAAAGAUAAGUAAUAGUAGCUUUCUCUUGAUGGGAAAAUGUAGUCAAUUUGAAUGUCAUGUGAUGUGUUUAUUUGUGAUAGCUCAAUAUUUUAGUAUGCUGUAAGAGUAGAUUUAGAUAAUGGUAGAUUUAGAAGUAUAGUAACGCGCACCUUUGAGGAUAGGAUUAGUGUCUUAAAUUAGUAGACACAGCAAGUUUGUGUCGUAUUUACUGUAUGACAAUAAGACAAAUUGCUACCAAAUUCAGUUUCGGAUAUGAAAGAUCGAGUUUUCAUCGAUGGGAAUGAGCUGAUGUCGAUCGUAAGUCUUGAUGCAUUUUGAAAACGUCGCAGACUAAGAAAUGUAUCCCCGAUAUUUAGAAUACGGGCGGAGGAAGACCUAAAUGCUCGUAAUGCUUUAGCAAUCAAGCUCACUCCACGACGGUGAUUAUUCAAUAUGGUAGCUAUUUCACAACCCUCUAGGUGCUCAGUAGUUCUUAGAUUGAGUAUUUUUUUUAACACGAAAAGAAAAAAUACCCAGCAAGGGUACUUUUACCGCAUGUACUUCUUAAACCAGCUCGGAAGCCGGGACAAAAAAAAAGACGAUUUUUCAGCAUGGCAAAUGUUCUUCCUAGGCGGGUGAAUUUGAACAAUGUCAUGUGAUAAAAGUAAACCGUUAACAAAAAAGGCUUUUAUGGACAGCCUCUAAACUAGCCGCGCCAUGAUUUCAAAAUGGCGUGCUUCAGGUUCGUUUCUCGGAUCACAGGUAGCCCAAGCUUGGUUUCUGUGGUGUCCUGUUAUAAGGAAAUGUAUG
This is a messenger RNA of Actinia tenebrosa (Australian red waratah sea anemone), 3370 nucleotides long. RefSeq lists its product as uncharacterized. Gene Ontology annotation, cellular component: nucleus; transcription regulator complex; cytoplasm. The record is from RefSeq and is a predicted model, not a curated record. Lineage: Eukaryota; Metazoa; Cnidaria; Anthozoa; Actiniaria; Actiniidae. Gene Ontology annotation, biological process: regulation of transcription by RNA polymerase II. Gene Ontology annotation, molecular function: protein dimerization activity; RNA polymerase II transcription regulatory region sequence-specific DNA binding; DNA-binding transcription factor activity, RNA polymerase II-specific.